This is a messenger RNA of Polistes dominula (European paper wasp), 3477 nucleotides long. RefSeq lists its product as uncharacterized. Lineage: Eukaryota; Metazoa; Arthropoda; Insecta; Hymenoptera; Vespidae. The record is from RefSeq and is a predicted model, not a curated record. Gene Ontology annotation, molecular function: polyamine oxidase activity.
UUUCUGAAACAAAAUAAAAUGAAAAUGAAAUGUAAACAAUUUUGAAUUGUCUCGUGCAGUACCUAGUUAUUACAAAACCACGUUUGAAUUUUCCCGCUUUUUAGGUUAACGUAUCAGAAUGUUACAGAUUGACAUCAAUUAUCGAUAUUAAAUUCGAGAUAUAUCGAAAUAUGAUGAAAGAUGAAAAGUGACUUUGAUGCUACAUUUGAAUUUCCCACGUCUAAGGUAAACUACCUGGUACUGUGUCAUUGACUAUCAACGUCAACCAAUAUGACGAGCAGCGGUUCAUCAAGUACAUUGCAUUCAGUGGGAUCUUUAUCUAAAGACAGUGAAUCUCAGAAUGGAGCCGAUAGAUUGCGUGAAGAAAGCAGAAUAGUAAUAAUCGGUGCUGGACUUGCUGGAAUUUCAGCGGCUAGUAGAUUAUUAAAAUUAGGUUUUAAAAAUGUUAUAAUAAUUGAAGCUGAUACACGUGUAGGUGGUCGAGUAUAUACUACGCUAUAUGGAGAUAACACGAUUGAUUUGGGUGCAGAAUGGGUGUACGGUGAAAAUGGAAAUAUUGCUUACAAUAUGGCUUAUCCGCAUCAAUUGCUUGCUUCUUCCAAAGGAUUGAACGAUUUCGACCAAUAUUUAUUUGGAAGGUCUGAUGGCAGUUUAUUUCCAGAAAAACUUAGUUCCGGAAUCUUAAAGGCAUAUUAUAAUUUUUCUGAACGCUUUGAGGAAAUGGUGAAAUACAAAGGAUCUUAUGGAGAUUAUAUGUUUGAAAAGUUGACCAAAUGGUGUCAAGAUAACAAUGUAAGUCAAAAAGAAAAAGAUCGUCUUAUACAAUGGAUACACCUAUUAGAUACUUCCAAGCGAUGUAUACCAUCAUGGUAUGAUAUUUUUUGGCAAGAUGCAAGAAGUUAUUGGAAAUGCCAAGGAGACAAUUUUCUUAACUGGAAAGAACGGGGUUUCAUAAGAGUACUUGAUUGUCUAGCGAACAGAAUCCCUAAAUCUAAAUAUUCGCUAGAUAUUAUGGGAUUAAUUAGAUUCGGCAUAGAAUUAAUCGAAAUCAAUUAUACGAAUCCUAAGGAUAUCGUUGUUAAAGUUAAAAUUGAUAAAGAGGAGCCCUAUGAAUAUAAAGCUGAUCACGUUAUAUUCACACCUUCUUUGGGAGUACUAAAGGAAAAAUAUAAAGGAAUGUUUAAACCUCGUUUGCCUGAAAAAAAUGCAAAUGCCAUAGAGGUUCUAGGUUUUGGUACGAUACAAAAAAUAUUUAUGGAAUUUCCAACUCGUUGGUGGAGCGACGAUGUUUCUGUUCUUUGUUGUCCAUGGGCUGCAGAGGAAAAGAUUCCAUUUAUACUAGAAACUAGUUCUAAGUACACUUGGAUAUUUGAUGUAUUCGCUUUUUAUACGAUAGAUCAUCAGCCUAAAGUUUUGUGCGCUUGGGCUGUGAGACAUAGCGCUAUAGAAAUAGAGGAUUUAUCGGAUGAAGAACUUAUCGAAGGAUUACAUUUAUUACUGGAAACAUUUUUUGGAAAACUCUUCGACAUUCCAGAACCAAUUAAUGUAAAAAGAACGACAUGGUAUAAAGAUCCUUUGUAUCGUGGAUCCUUAAGUUUUCCAACCAAACUUGCUGCAAAAAAAGGUAUAACGCCACGUGAUCUUGCUAACCCAGUUAUGUGUGACGACAAACCUAUUAUAUUGUUUGCCGGCGAAGCAACUCAUGAAAUAUUUUUUGGAACUGCUCAUGGAGCUAUCGAAAGUGGAAUGCGUGAAGCAGAAAGAAUUAAUUGUUAUUAUUGGAAUCCAGAACUCCAGCUAUCAAAAUUAUCAAUAAAAACAGCUAUGGAAACAGAACCGAUGUAUACUCCAGACCUUGUAAUAAUUGGGGCAGGCAUUGCUGGAUUAACAGCUGCAAAAACUUUGGAAGAUGCUAAUUUUAAAAAUUAUCUUUUAAUAGAAGCUCAACCACAUAUUGGCGGACGGAUAAAUUCUCAAUUACUGGAUGGCAAAUGGAUCGAACUUGGCGCACAAUAUCUACACGGUGACGGAAGUGAAUUAGCUCAAUUUUGUAAAGAUAAUAAUAUAAUAUUCGAAAAUAAAGAUAAGGAUGGAGAUGGUAUGCUUAUAACUUAUAGAGGACAAACAAUCGAUAAUGAUUUAGCAGAAGAAGUUAAAAACUUUAUCUAUGAUAUGUUAGAAAAAGAUGAAGAAGUCAACGAAUAUACUGAAGAGCCAUUUGCAAACCUUGGAAGUAUGUUGAGAAGUCGAUUUGAUGAUUACUUAAUGAAAUCAAAUGAUAAUCCCGAGACAAAGAAACUUAAGGAAGGAAUUUUUGACUGGAUCAAUAGAUUCCUUAUAAUAGAUAAUUCUUGUAUAACGCUAGAUGAUUUGUCUGUGAAAAAGUACGGAGAUUUCAAACGUGCUGGUGGUCCAGAAAACCUUACAAUAAUGUCUGGAUACGAAUCAGUGUUAAAAGCUAUUAGCAAAGAUAUACCUUCUAAAAAUGUACUUUUAAAUACUGCUGUACAAUUAAUACAUUGGAAACAAAUUACUAAAGAUGAAUAUGAAAAACCAAUUACUUUGGUACUAGACAAUUCAAGAAUCGUUACUGCAAAAUGUGUAAUAAUAACCUGUUCUCUUGGAUAUUUGAAAGAUCAUAUCAAAACAAUGUUUGUACCUCGUUUACCUAGGCCACAUUUUUUGUCUAUAAUAAGCAUGGGAUUUGGUACGAUAAAUAAAAUCUAUCUUAAUUAUGGUGAACCUUGGUGGAAACCAGAUGACAAAGGAUUUCAAUUUGUUUGGGAAAAAAAUAAAGUACAUAUAUUCGGUAAGGGAGCUAUACCUCUUUGGGCUAAAGAUCUUACAGGUUUUGAUGUUGUGCGAAGUCAUCGAGGUGUAUUACUUGGUUGGAUCGGUGGAAAAUCUGCUCCUCUUAUUGAAAAUAUAAGUGAAGAAGAAAUUGGAAUCGGUUGUACAAACUUGCUUAGGCAUUUUCUUAAAAAUUAUGAUAUACCUGAUGUGAAAGGAUGUAUUAGAACUACAUGGUCCUCAAAUAAAUAUAUAAGAGGUAGUUACAGUAGCAUUACGCCAAUAUGCGACGAGACAAACGGUACUCCGUCAGUAUUGGCAAGACCAAUUGGCGGUAAAAUAACGGGAAAAGGUUUUAAGGUUCGACCAAUAAUGUUGUUUGCUGGUGAAGCAACGCAUGAACGUUAUUAUUCCACUACGCAUGGGGCUUACGAAACUGGAAAAAGACAGGCUGAACUAUUUCUAAAAUAUCAUGUAACUGAAGCUUAAUUUUUCUUUUCUAUUUUUUAUUUUGUAUUUAUUUGGUAUUUUCUUUUCUAUACUAAAUUAAUCAUACUUAUAUAAAGGUUUAUAUAAAAUUUUUCAAAAUAAUUCUAUAUUAUUUAAAAUGUAAUACUAUUAAGUCUUAUAUUCAAAAUUACAUUUAUUUGGUGUUUUUUUUUCUAUACUAAAUUAAUCAUACUUAUA